ACCAAAAUCCAGAAAACACGGUUUGGAAUCGACCCGUCUAUUAAAGGGGUCUUUUUGUCUCCAAACCCCAUUUAGAACUCCGCUCACUCCCCUUCUCUACUUCACAAUCAACAGCAACCGCCCUUCUUUGUCUUCCCGCCUAUUCUCUCUUUAUCAACCAAAUAACAUUGGCGAUCAAGCCCUAGUUCUAUUUCUUGGUUUUCAGAAUCUUAUACAAUCACGGAUAUGGUCAAUACUGUGACGUCCAGAGAUAUUCAGGACAUUGUCUCCAAACUCUCAUCAGAUAAAGCAAAAUCUCGUGAAGAAGGGAUUAAGUUGUUAAAUGCAUGGCUAGAAGAAGGCCAAAGAUCUGUUGAGUUCUGCAGAUACGUUGGAGAGAAGACCGCGAGGCUUAAACCAGAUGAAAUUCCUCAUUCUGAGACGUGGCCGUUUCUUGUUACAUUGCUUACUAAAUGUGUGUCCCUGGAGAUAUCUGUGAGCAAAAAACGUUUGCCCAAGUUGAAUUUUGCUAAAACUCUUCGGAUUGUUGUCCAACGAGCAGAGGAUGCCAAAUUUUCAGGCAAAGAUAUGCCUCUUUUACCUGUGGUAAAAUUGCUAUUCAAUCAUGUCUGGGAUGUCUUAAAGGAUACUCCUAGUUUUCAAUCCGAGUAUGGAACUAUUCUCCGGCAUCUUUUGGCAGUGAGAUCUUACCGUUUUCACAUGAGGAAGCGAGUUUACUGCUGUUUGGUGCUUCUAUACAUGGAAAAGAUAGAAAUAAGUUUAAAAGAAAAAAGUGAUAGCCAAAUAAAUCCAAGAGAGGAGGUCUUUCGUUGCAUCUCGACACUUCAUUCUCUCCUUGAAAAUCCCCCUGGAGGUUUUCCUGACAGCCUCCAAGAGGAUAUUGUCAAGGGUUUUAUUGAAAUUUUUUCUUAUGUAAGGGAUGAAGGGAAGAUUUCACGCAAGCUAAUCGAGUGCAUUAACAUAUACUUGCUGAAGGAUGGCCCAAAUUUGGGUUCUAAAUCCCUGGAAAUCCAUGAUGCUCUGCAUCAUUUUGUCUUCCGAUGUUGGAUGACAACUCGUGAUCGUGGUUUAAAGGAUUCACUUGUUCUUUAUGCAAGGCUACAACUAAAUUUGACGAGAGAUUUUGCUGAUGGGAGCUCUUUAUUAGAACAACUUCAGGAUGUACUAGGGAAGGAAUUAGAUCAAAUGAGCAGUUGGACCUUCAAUUUACCCUGGAAAGACACAACCAGGGAUGACAAAUGUGGAAGCUUGUCAAGCUCUCAAUGCGGUCUUAUGGAGCUUGCAGCACUUGUCUUUUACCGGGCAUGUCUUAACACACCUAUAGCAUCGUCAUCUGAGAAACGACUUAGAAGGGAGCAUGUUGUAGUCCAGAUAAGGGAGAGGCUCUCAAGGGGAAAGUGGCCGUGGCAUGCAGCUUUCUGUUACCUCAUCCACAAUUAUUAUGGUCGCAUAAAGAAGGAUUUGUUGAUCUAUUGGUUUGAAGGUAUAUGUGCAAGUUUUGAAAGGAUAAUAAAUGAUGCAAACAUGGAGCAUAGUUAUGAAGGUCUCUUGUGGACAUUGAGGAGUCUUCAAGGACUUUCUUUGAUGCUGUGGUUUCCUGUUCCAGCACUGCAAACAUCUUCAGAGUUGUCAUCCACAUUUAAUGGGGUUGAAACAGGUUGGCGUACGAUAUGGAACUGUGUUAUUGGUGGUUUGCCCACAUUCAGUACUUUUACAGCAGUUGUGGAUGCUGCAUUAAGGCUACUUAGAAACAUAAUACUCAAUGAUAAAAUGAAUGCAUACCUUGUGCCCCAGGACUUGUGGGAUCUUCGAUUACUUAAACGCGUGCCAUCAAUAUCUGUUUUGUGCUUCAUUUCGUGUUACUUUUCAAGGAAAGGCUAUCAAGGUGAUCUUAGAGACGCUUUAUAUUUGAGGCAAAAUCUUUUGAGAGCUGUUUUGGCUGUUCCUUUCUGGAAGGUUUGUUAUAUUAUACUGUUAUAUGUUGUUAGAUAGUUAGUAGUUAUGUAA
This is a messenger RNA of Nicotiana tabacum (common tobacco), 2007 nucleotides long. The record is from RefSeq and is a predicted model, not a curated record. Lineage: Eukaryota; Viridiplantae; Streptophyta; Magnoliopsida; Solanales; Solanaceae.